GCUUCCAGACAAGCUUCAGGAAUUCCAGGGAUUACACCAACUGAAGAAAAAGAUGGUAAUCUUCCAGACAUUGUGAACAGUGGAAGUUUGCACGAGUUCCUGGUUAAUUUGCAUGAACAAUAUGGGCCUGUGGUUUCUUUCUGGUUUGGCAGACGACUUGUGGUUAGUUUGGGCACUGUCGAUGUACUGAAGCACCAUAUCAACCCCAAUAAGACAUCGGACCCUUUUGAAACUAUGCUAAAGUCCUUACUAAGGUAUCAGUCGGGUGCAGGAAAUGUGAGUGAAAACCACAUGAGGAAGAAAUUGUAUGAAAAUGGUGUGACUGAUUCUCUGCAGAGUAAUUUUCCUCUUCUGCUAAAGCUCUCAGAGGAAUUAGCAGAUAAAUGGCUUUCCUACCCGGAGACCCAGCACGUACCCCUCAGCCAGCACAUGCUUGGCUUUGCUAUGAAGUCUGUUACACAGAUGGUGCUGGGCAGUACAUUUGAAGAUGAGCAGGAAGUCAUUCACUUCCAGAAGAAUCAUGGCACAGUUUGGUCUGAGAUUGGAAAAGGCUUUCUAGAUGGAUCACUGGAUAAAAGUGCAACUCGGAAAAAACAAUAUGAAGAUGGUUUGAUCCAGAUCGCUUUGUUGAUGACUCUGUGAUGAAAACUUUUUCCUCACUUGGAUUCUCAGGCACCCAGGCAUGCCCGGAGUUGAGGCUUGCUUAUGUGGUGGCCACAGUGCUUCUGGGUGUGUUGGUGAAGAGAUUGCACCUACUUCCUCUGGAGGGACAAGUUACUGAGACAAAGUAUGAACUGGUCACAUCGUCAAGGGAGGAAGCUUGGAUCACUGUAUCAAAAAGAUGUUAAAAUUUUAUACUUUUAAAAUCUGUGUCAAAUUGGCUAAGAUUCAAAUUGGUUGAAUCUUUGUAAAAUAAGUAUCA
This is a messenger RNA of Castor canadensis (American beaver), 922 nucleotides long. It is a transcript of the gene Cyp20a1, whose product is annotated as cytochrome P450 family 20 subfamily A member 1. Gene Ontology annotation, cellular component: membrane. The record is from RefSeq and is a predicted model, not a curated record. Gene Ontology annotation, molecular function: heme binding; monooxygenase activity; iron ion binding. NCBI's taxonomy places the organism in Eukaryota, Metazoa, Chordata, Mammalia, Rodentia, Castoridae.